Messenger RNA from Dioszegia hungarica, 1236 nucleotides. RefSeq lists its product as uncharacterized. Gene Ontology annotation, biological process: chromatin remodeling; regulation of transcription by RNA polymerase II. Gene Ontology annotation, cellular component: Swr1 complex; NuA4 histone acetyltransferase complex. Gene Ontology annotation, molecular function: histone binding. The record is from RefSeq and is a predicted model, not a curated record. Bases 1 to 1236 code for a protein of 411 amino acids. NCBI's taxonomy places the organism in Eukaryota, Fungi, Basidiomycota, Tremellomycetes, Tremellales, Bulleribasidiaceae. The transcript has 3 exons.
AUGGCUGCUAAUGAGAGAAUACGCGGACUACAAGUAUACAGACCCAUCAUAUACGGCUCACACGCUCGACUACUCACAGAGCAAGAAAAAGAAUUAGCUCCAGCGGGCCACACCCACAGAUGGACCGUCUUCCUCACGUCUGCCACAUCCCCACCGCCAGAGAUACCCCCUUCAUCCAAUGUCGCGCCGCCUGAGACGGACAUGGACUACCUUCCAGGCGGGGCGGAUGAUUUGAGCUACUUGAUCAAGAAGGUCACGUUUAGGUUACAUGAAACGUAUACGAACCCCGCGCGAGUCUUCGACAAGCCGCCCUUCAAGGUCACAGAGACAGGAUGGGGUGAAUUCACCGUCACUAUCCGGGUCCAAUUCGUCCCCGAAUCAGGCGAGAAGCCUAUGAACCUCGCACACCCCAUCAAGCUACAUCACUGGGGUCCACCCAUCGAAGCUUCGCCCGUCGUCGCUCCCCCAGCUCCAGAAACGCAACCGAGCGAGGCUGGACCCUCCGAAGCGGCGGCUCCGACACCAUCACCACUCCCGGCGGGUUCCGUACCGUCAAUACCUACCAUCAACGAGCCGGAAAGCGCCGUCCCCGCUCCUGCCGCCGGGGACGGGGACGGUAUGGUCGUCGACCCCUCUCCCUCUGUUCCCCCACCUUCCGUCGCACCCAUAACGGAAGACCCCUCCACACCCCUCCAGGCGACAGUCGUCGCCGCUACCACCCCUAUCUCCAUCGCGGCGCGCUACCCCGUCCAUUCAUGGCAAUACGACGAACUCGUCUUUUCCGACCCCUCCGCCGCAUUCCUUUCCCUGCUCAACGAGCAUCCCCCGUCCGCCCUUCCCCCGCGAAACCGGCGCGCCCGGGACCAGCGAGAAGAGUUUGAUAUCCGGAAAGGCAAGAAGGGGCGCAAGAGCGUCAAUGGCGGUCCCCUCGCUGUAGACGGAGGAAGCAGGACGCUCGGACCGACGCCCAGUCACAGUCGGGAGCCCACGGCGGCCUCAACGUCAGGCGAGGCGGUGACGGGUUUGGCGGCGCUGGCGAAGGAGGGAAUUCCGGGAGAGGCGGGAUCGGCGGAUGUACCGCUCGAGUUCUCGCAGGAGAUGGAGAAGGGGGAAUGGAAUCGGCUGAACGAGGCGAGGAUACGGAUAGUGGAGGAGAUGGAUAAUUGGAGGGUGAAGUUGAUUGCGCAGGAGAAGGAAUUGGCCAAGGUCAAGGAGGAGAUGAGGGCGGUGACAUAG